CCUUCAUUCUCUUUUUCUACAUCCAACUGUUUGGUGCUGUGUAAAAUACGUUUUGCAAAAUUUUGUGCUAAGUGAAUUUUAAUAUUCAUUUGACUUUUUUUCCCAAUUUUGUUGCAUCCAGCAAGUUUUUAAGAAAUCAACAAAAAAUGGCUGAGCCAAUUCGUGUUGUUGUCACUGGCGCUGCUGGUCAGAUCGCCUACUCUUUACUGUAUAUGAUUGCACGUGGUGAGGUUUUCGGUAAGGAUCAACCUUUAGUCUUGCAUUUACUCGAUAUUCCACCAAUGAUGGGCGUACUGGAGGGUGUUGUUAUGGAAUUGGCCGAUUGUGCCCUACCACUGUUGCGCCAAGUUAUCCCCACUGCUGAUCCAGCUGUAGCAUUUAAGGAUGUCGCUGCCGCUUUCUUGGUCGGUGCCAUGCCACGCAAAGAAGGUAUGGAACGCAAGGAUUUGCUCUCGGCCAAUGUGAAAAUCUUCAAGGCACAAGGUCAAGCUAUCGAUCAGCAUGCACGUAAGGAUAUUAAGGUUUUGGUUGUUGGUAAUCCGGCCAAUACCAAUGCAUUGGUAUGCUCACACUAUGCACCAUCAAUUCCACGUGAAAAUUUCACGGCCAUGACAAGGUUGGAUCAGAAUCGUGCUACUGCACAAAUCGCCGCCAAAUUGGGCGUACCAAUAAGCGCCGUUAAGAACGUCGUUAUCUGGGGCAACCACUCGUCAACACAAUUCCCUGACCCCAGUAAUGGUGUCGCCGAAGUUAACGGUACCAGCAAGCGUGUUUGGGAUGCUGUCAAUGAUGCUGCCUUCCUACAGGGUAACUUUGUCGAGACUGUCCAGAAACGUGGCGCGGCUGUUAUCGCCGCUCGUAAAAUGUCAUCGGCUAUGUCCGCUGCUAAGGCAGCCUGCGAUCACAUGCAUGAUUGGUGGCACGGUACAGCUCCCGGGCAGUUUGUCUCAAUGGGCGUUAUUUCGGAUGGUAGCUAUGGUGCACCCAAAGAUGUUGUAUUCUCAUUCCCCGUAGAAACCAGCAAUGGAAAGUGGAAGAUUGUUCAAGGUCUGCAACUGGAUGAUUUUGCCAAAUCAAAAUUGGCCAUAACUGGCAAGGAACUUGAGGAGGAGAAAGGAGAAGCUAUGGCUGUCUGCUCCGCGGAUUGACUAGCUACAACGGAUUCAAAGUUGUAAAACAUAUACAGGCUGCAUGUUUCAAUUAUAUUAUCGUAUAUAUAUAUGCAUAUAUCUAAUAAAUCAAAUGUAGCAUAAUAAUAAAGCAGAGAUACAAAACAAAAGUUUCAAACAGGGACGUGCCCAAUGUAAUUCAAAUUGAUUUAUCAUCUAAAAGUAAUAACGUACAUAGUUAAUUGUUUAAUAAUCAUAAAUACAUACCCAAAUUGUUCAUUUACAAAAAACAAAAAAAAAAAAGAAGAGAAAAUUUGUAUGACUUUUACGUAUCUUGGGAUGUGUGUAGCAUACUAAUAAAAUUUGUUAUUUGUUUUAUUAUAACAGAAAA
This is a messenger RNA of Ceratitis capitata (Mediterranean fruit fly), 1500 nucleotides long. RefSeq names its product malate dehydrogenase, cytoplasmic (gene Mdh1). The record is from RefSeq and is a predicted model, not a curated record. Lineage: Eukaryota; Metazoa; Arthropoda; Insecta; Diptera; Tephritidae. Gene Ontology annotation, biological process: malate metabolic process; tricarboxylic acid cycle; oxaloacetate metabolic process. Gene Ontology annotation, cellular component: mitochondrion; cytosol. The transcript has 2 exons. Gene Ontology annotation, molecular function: L-malate dehydrogenase (NAD+) activity. Bases 147 to 1148 code for a protein of 333 amino acids.